Molecule: messenger RNA, 2714 nt
Organism: Zingiber officinale
Lineage: Eukaryota; Viridiplantae; Streptophyta; Magnoliopsida; Zingiberales; Zingiberaceae
Product: WD repeat-containing protein 26 homolog
Exons: 5
Coding region: 770-2518 (582 amino acids)
Molecular function (GO): protein binding
Source: RefSeq, a predicted model, not a curated record
ACUCCUGCCGUUCCUCUUCCUCUUCCUCUUCACCCCGCAACCCUUCCCUAUAAAUACUAUUCCUUUCCUUCACUUUCUCUCCCAUCGUCUUUUUCCUUCCUCUCUGCUUGCUUAAUUGGUUUUACCGCUGGCCAUUUAGGUCUAAUCCAAUCUUGUGCCAUUACCACCGGACGCAAACGAGAAAGCCGCAUCCUUUCGAUCUUCCUCUGCUUAUCUGUUCCGGAUUUACAGUCAUCGGGGCAGGAAUCGAGUGCCUACCCCGAUCGCCUCCUGGGAUUGAGGGUUUUCCACCCUUUCUACCUCCAAAAUCAGUGCUUGAUUGGGGAUGUGAUUGGCAGAUUACGCCUCUUUCCAAUAGGUCCAGGAUCCUUCGAAAUCUCGGUUUCUAGUGGGUUUUGAGGCUUUGAUCAUGCUUCCGACCCAUGUUUUUGAGCACUUUCUGUGUCUGCGCUUCUAUAUCUAUCUACUGGUGAUUGUUAAUGCGCCGAUUGUCUUGGUUGUUUGGUAAUAGUCCGCUGAUUGCAUGAAUCUCGACGGAAGUCAUGAAGUUUGUACCUUUAGGUUUAGAUGAUGAGUUCUAGAGGAGAGAUGUAUUGAUUGCUUGCUCUGAACUACUCUAGCAGUCUUUUAGAUAAGAUUAUCUCAAGGCGGAAAAUAUUAGGAACUCUUUGACAUACCAGACUCCAUAACUUUAUGAAACAAUAGAGUUGAUCUUGUUUUGAGCUUAUACCUUGUCCAUUUUUAUCUAUAUGUUUUAUUUCGGCAUUUCAUGGGAGGAGUAGAAGAUACUGAGCCACCCUCAAAACGCAUCAAAGUGUCCUCGGUAGAUUUGGAGAGCCUUUCAAAUAAUUUAUCAUUUUUAGCACAUAUCAAUCCUUGGGGAGGCCAAAUGGCCAGGCCUUUACCAUCCCAAGGGAGGGAAGACGUGAUUGGUUCCAAAGGAACCAUAAAAAAAGUUGAAUUUGUGAGGGUCAUUACAAAGGCUCUCUACUCUCUUGGUUAUGAGAGAAGUGGAGCAAUUUUGGAGGAAGAAUCAGGGAUACCCUUGCACUCUUCUGUAGUCAACCUCUUCUGUAAGCAGGUUCUUGAUGGAAACUGGGACGGAAGCAUGGUUACACUGCAAAAAAUAGGACUUGAUGAUGAAUAUAUUUUGAAGUCUGCUUGCUUUUUGAUUAUGGAGCAGAAGCUCUUCGAACUUUUGGAGAAGAAUAUGGUACUGGAAGCAUUGGAAACACUGACAAAUGAGAUAACUCCACUUGGCAUUAAGAAAAAACGUGUACACGAGCUUUCCAGUUGUGUUAUAUCUCCUUUGCAGCGUCUCUCCCUUGGGUUUUCCAAUGUGGGCAUAGAGACUUCAAACUCACGACUGAGGCUUCUAGGUGAGUUACAGAAAUUGCUUCCGCCUUCAAUAAUGGUACCUGAGGGGAGGUUGGAGCAAUUAGUUGAACAGGCUCUUGACGCUCAAAGAGAAUCCUGCUACUUGCACAAUUCUGCUGAAGGUUGUCUAUCAUUGUACACUGAUCAUCGGUGUGCAAAGGACCAGUUGCCUUCUCAAACCACACAGAUAUUGCAAGCGCAUGAUGAUGAAGUAUGGUUUCUAGAGUUCUCCAACCAAGGAGAAUAUUUAGCAUCAUCAUCAAAUGAUAAAUCUGCAAUUAUAUGGGAGGUUCAUGAAAAUGGGGAAGUCACUCUGAAGCACAGGCUAACUGGCCAUCAGAAGCCUGUCAUAAUGGUUGCUUGGAGCCCUGAUGACAGUCAGCUUCUAACUUGUGGAAUGGAAGAAGUCGUGAGGCGCUGGGAUAUUCACACUGGCAAAUGCCUCCAUGUCUACCAAAAGACCGGCCUAGGUCUGAUGUCUUGUGGUUGGUUCCCAGAUGGCAAACAACUGUUUUUUGGUGUUACUAAUAGAACAAUAUGCUUUUGGGAUUUGGAUGGAAAAGAAUUGUAUUCUUGGAAGGGGCAACCAACAAGCAAAAUUUCCGAUGUUUCUAUCACAAAGGAUGGUAGGCAAUUUAUUAGCUUGUGCAGUGAAACCACAAUUGUGGUGCUCGACAGGGAAACCAAAAAUGAGAAGCUGAUAGAAGAAGAACAAACAAUAACUUCAUUCUCUUUAUCAAAGGACAAUAACUUUUUACUUGCAAAUCUUAUAAACCAGGAGAUCCACCUUUGGAGCAUAAAAGAUGAUCCUAAUCUCAUUGCCAGAUACAAAGGCCUCAAGCGCUCUCGAUUUAUAAUAAGGUCUUGUUUUGGAGGACGUGAUCAGGCUUUUAUUGCUAGUGGAAGUGAAGAUUCACAGGUAUACAUAUGGCAUCGUGCCACAGGUGAUCUUGUCCAAUCUCUCGCCGGACAUUCAGGCACUGUCAAUUGCGUCUGCUGGAACCCAACGAACCCACACAUGCUUGCAUCCGCCAGUGAUGAUCUAACAAUUCGUAUCUGGGGAUUAAGCAGGGCUAACCUGAAGCACAAGGAGACCUACAGCAAUGGGAUCAUUCAUCAUUCCAACGGAAACUGCAAAUGAGCAAUGACGAAAACAGUGGAGUGCUGGUCCUCGACUUAGAGUGCACUGGCCGUGUAAAUGAUCCUUACCUUACUCAAUUGCUAUUUGCCGAUACGAAGUCUGACGGCUGUUUUAAUUUGUAAGGUUAUUUCUUUAUUGACACAAGAUGGAAGUCAUAUACAUGGUUCGUUUAUCUUGUAGGCAAUCUUUGAAAAUA